Messenger RNA from Sapajus apella (tufted capuchin), 1279 nucleotides. RefSeq names its product zinc finger protein 581 (gene ZNF581). The transcript is spliced from 2 exons. Gene Ontology annotation, molecular function: DNA-binding transcription factor activity, RNA polymerase II-specific; RNA polymerase II transcription regulatory region sequence-specific DNA binding. Bases 240 to 833 code for a protein of 197 amino acids. The record is from RefSeq and is a predicted model, not a curated record. Gene Ontology annotation, cellular component: nucleus. NCBI's taxonomy places the organism in Eukaryota, Metazoa, Chordata, Mammalia, Primates, Cebidae. Gene Ontology annotation, biological process: regulation of transcription by RNA polymerase II.
CUGGGUGUGUGUUUCUGGCCGGAGCCGUUUCGCGAUGGCCUCGGCGCCCCGCCCCCAACUUCCUUCUCUAGACCCUCUCUUCUCUUCGGCUCCUCUCUCUCGGCCGGCGCCGUCUGCUCCUGGGGCACACCCAGAAGUUCCCUUCCCGCCGCCGCCUGCAACUGCGAGGGUAGCCCGGGGCCACUUGGAGUCGCCCGGACCUGAGAGGCUGCUGCACUGGGCCUCAGCCACCCCUCCGGAUGCUGGUGCUGCCAUCCCGCUGCCCUCAGCCCCUGGCAUUUUCCUCCGUUGAGACCAUGGAGGGCCCUCCCCGUCGGACAUGCCGCUCCCCGGAACCUGGACCUUCCUCCUCCAUCGGAGCUCCACAGACUUCAUCCCCUCCAAAGCCCAACCACUACCUGCUCAUUGACACUCAGGGUGUCCCCUACACUGUGCUGGUGGACGAGGAGUCGAAGAGGGAGCCGGGGGCCAAUGGGGCUUCAGGCCAGAAAAAGUGCUACAGCUGCCCAGUGUGCUCCAGGGUCUUCGAGUACAUGUCGUACCUUCAGCGACACAGCAUCACCCACUCGGAGGUGAAGCCCUUCAAGUGCGACACCUGUGGGAAGGCUUUCAAGCGGGCCAGCCACUUGGCACGGCACAUCUCCAUUCACCGCGCGGGUGGUGGGCGGCCCCACGGCUGCCCGCUCUGCCCUCGCCGCUUCCGGGAUGCGGGUGAGCUGGCCCAGCACAGCCGGGUGCACUCCGGGGAACGCCCGUUCCAGUGUCCACACUGCCCUCGCCGCUUUAUGGAGCAGAACACACUGCAGAAACACACGCGGUGGAAGCAUUCGUGAGCCGGGUGGCUGGGUGCCCCAGGUACCACAGGAUUUUGCAGGGAGCCUGGACUCCUGUCCAGACACCUGGUGAGAGUCUGAGGCUGGCGUUCAGGGCCCUGGACAGACACAGAGCAGCCGCAUCUCAAAGGCAGAGCCCUGCCCGAAGGAGGAAUCCGUGAGUAGUCUUCAGGUCCUCCGUGUUUUGGAGCUGAGAUGGGAAUGAACCCCACGCAGAGUGGAGUCCUCUAGCCUAAAGAGAUCAGCUAUUCCGUGGCAGAGCCUUGACUGGAUGGGGGUUGGGAGAGUGGAAAUCUUCUGGCCUCAUAAAAGAUGGCUGGGGUCAUCAGGAAUCUGUGCCAUCUUCCUGUGGCCUGUGCUGUUGUUGGGGAAAGGACCCCCAUUCUGCCUUACACCCCCAACCAGGCCUGAGACUGAUCAAACAAUAAACACAUUUCCCACUCUGA